AUGACGCUCCGCUUGACGAACAUGGACUUCACGCCGGGGGGGAAGCUGGCCCCAGAUGCCAACUUGUCAGAGGUGGCUGCAGAACGAGGCAUCGAGUUCUUCCUGGUUGCCUUCGUGGACUUGAAAGGGGUGCUCCGGACGAAGAUGGUGCCAGCCAGCGCUAUCAAGCAGAUCCAGCGUGAUGGAGCUGGAUUCGCCCCAGCUGCGACGCAUAUGGAUUUUGGCCCAGAAGCAGCGGACAUGAUUGUGAAGCCCGAUGCCAGCACCUUGCUGCAGGUGCCAUUCCAGACAGAAAUGGCCGUGGUCAUGGGCGACUGCUACAUCGAGGGUCAAGAAGUGAUGCAGUCUCCUCGGGCAGUGCUGCGCCAGCAGAUUGCGGAGAUCCAGAAGCGUGGAUACGAGUGUAGUCUCCUUCCUCUCGAAACCAUGGACACCUCUCUCCGCCGGCGCAGAUCGGAGCGCCAGGAUCCUGAUUUUCAGGAUACGGAACAGGCCAUGGCGUUGGGAGCCGAGAUCGAGGCCCAAGCUUCUUCAGAAGGUCCGGCGGAGGCUCAUCCUUUUUGGUCGGAGCGAGCUAAAGCCGAAGUGGAGUUGCAAAGGGCUAGACCACAAAGCCUAAAAGAAGCCAAGCUGCCGGAAGUAAAGGUUGAUGAGGCCGUUUUGGAACCAGACUAUGAUUUGGGGCCCGGGGGAAAGGGCCGAGGAGCUUCGCCGGUUGUGGAAAGCGAGGUUGUGAGAGCAGCUUCAGGAAGGGCAGAUGGUCAUUCGAGAAAUAAGGUGGAUGGUGUGCAAAAGGGUCAGGAGCUGUUUUUGGAGCAGGCCCAGCAAAGCCGGGGGUUCAAGGACUCCCUAGCCUUUGGGCCGAAGCAGGCUACAAAACAAACGGAGCCUGUGGACCUCUUGUCGAUGUCUCCUAUGAAGAUGACCUCUGAGGGAAUAAACAACCCUCGGUUGCAACCACCUACGAUCCCAGAGCUGGGAGGACCCUUCUCCUUGCCUGAACGCGAGAACCCAAGCCCAAAGCCGUCUGCCAUUCUGGAUGGGGAAACGGCUGGACACCUGUCGAUGCUGCAGCAUGGAGAUUGGUGGGCCACGGAUGAUGCUUGGAAGUUCGGCAGGCUCUACGCUUCAGGAGUUCUCGUCAACGACCGGAGGUCUAUCCCUCUGUCUCCAGAAGCCCAGAAAUCCCAGAAGAGUUCGGCCUACGAGAUCCCGGAGCCUCCACGUCAGUCCUCCCUCGAUAUGGAUUUUGGCCCAUCUGUUCACUCCCCGAUGGCUUUUCCCGGGGACAUGGUUCCGUCUAUGGACUUUGGACUUCACUCUUUUACAGGGUUCCUUCGAUGGACUUUGGACUUCAUUCUGCCGCGGGUGCUGGACCUCAUGGACUUCGCCCUUGGUCGCAGCUCCGUCCAUUCCUGGGGCGUGGAGCAACAGUCCAUCUCCUCCGAAGCAUCCUGCGUUUGGAGCACAACUUCCAGUGCCAUCUUGCCAUGCUGUCUCCUCCUGCGCGGGAGCGGCAAUGCCUCGAUACCAAUCGCCUCCUCCGAGGCCUCCAUCGUCCACUCCACCUCCGCCUAUAACCCUAACAACCCCACCGCGCUUGGAGAUUGGAUCGCAGUGGUCCAGCCGAUGAUUUCUUCACUGUCAGACACCGGAAGUGUCUGGUGGGGUUAUACAUACCAGGCGGCCAACCAGGCCUACGUGCGGUGGCUCUCCACUUCCCCGCUUGAAAGGCUGUCGAUCCAGAAGGAGUUUGAUCAGGUAAAUUUGGUGCAGCCCCAGCAUGCCUUGCUGGAACAGCGAUGCGUGACCUUGAUUCUUCAGGCAAUCCCGGAUGCUGUGAGGGUUGACAUUGUCGCCUCACGCCACCUGAGUGUGGCAGGAAUGAUCUUUCGUCUGAUGACGGUGUUUCAGCCCGGGGGAGCGUCAGAACGAUCAACCAUGUUGCGUUUUUUGGUGACGCCGAAGGCUGCUUCCACUUUGUCGGAGGCUGCAAAGCUGCUGAGGCAGUGGACCCAAUGGCGUAUGCGCCUGAAGCAACUGCACGCAGCAGAGCCUGACACCACGCUUUUGGUUAAGGGUUUAGAUGUCCUGACAGGAAAGGUGUUGCAGAAGCACUCUGCGAGCCUUUUCCGACUUGCCACUUUCCGUGAGCGGCUUGGGGUUGACUACCAGCCGACCUCCGACGCUGUGUCGGAGUUGUGUCGAAUGAUGCAGGCGGAGGUGGAGCACCUGAUGCACUCCACAGAUGACAAUCCUGUGAAGGAUGAGGUUCCGGGCCGAGGGGAUGAUGCUAAGAAGCAGCGCUUGCAGCGCUUGCAGACGUCUCCAAGUACCCCGAAGGCCAAGACUUCUCCAGCGGGACCCAAGUCGCCGGGUGCAGGUAUGAAACCUUGCAGAAGCUGGCUAACGGCUGGCGGUUGCACGUACGGGUCGUCCUGUCAGUUCUACCACGACCAGGAUGAAGAAAAGAUGCGGGGCCGAUGCUUCUGUUGCAGUGCCGAAGAUCACUGGGCGGACUCAUGCCCGGUGAAAGCCAGGUUAAAGGCGGAGGCUAAGGCUGCCAAUGAGGCACAGGCUGCAGCUCCGAGUCAGGGGGAUGGCAAUGCAGCCAUCAAUGCAGAAAUCUUGAGUGUGCUAAGGUCGAUCAAAACCAAGGCCUUGCGGCUUAGUGCUGUGAGCAACCCGACGGGCUACGGCUUGUUGGAUAGCGGGGCCUCCGCUUCUCUCCGCCAGGCAUCGCCUCAGGAAAUCCAGGAGUCCCGCCCGGUGAGCGUGUCUCUCGCGGUCGGCGAGGCUCUGAUGCAUGUGAACUCCGCCGGGACGUUGUUGGUCAGGGAGUCAGUGCAGCCAAUCUUGCCGAUGCAUGCGUUGCCGCUUUUGGGCUGUGAGAUCAACUGGACUGACCGGGGCAUUCACGUGCGGCAUCCAGGUCUCGGGAUCCUCCCGGUGAGACUCAAGGAUGGCACUCCUGAGUUGCCAGAGUUUCUGGUGCUCCGCCUGAUUGGCGAGUAUGAGCGCUUCCUCUUGCGCCGUGAGACCUCAAGGGCCGUAUCGCAACAGCUUUGGCAGCGAUCAGUUGGCCAGGAGGAGGUUGGGCUUUCGUCCCUAAGGGAGUGGGUUGCAGCCCAUGUGGCGGCAGAUUCGUGCAGCGAAAGUGAGCUGCAGCUGAUCGUUAAGACCCUCUUUCCUGGGCUCCCAGAAGGGUUAGCGUCUCAGGUUGCGGUGAGUCCCACCUUUGAUCCCUCCUGCGUUCCCUUCAACCGCCGGACCAGGAGACAGCUGUUUGACCCUCAGGUCCCAACCUUGGUGCAUCUGUUUGCUGGAAAGCAGCGGUGGCGACAUUCUGUCGGCCAAGUGCUUGAGGUUGAUAUCUCUAGGGGAUCGGACCUUCUUUCUGAUGAUGUGUUUGGCAUGCUGCUGCGGGCAGCCACCCUGGGUGUCAUCGAUGGGGUCGUAUGUGGCCCGCCAAGCAGGACCUUCAAUCCUGAAGCCCUGGCGUCCUCCUCUAAUGGCUUGAAGUUCCGAGGGGAAGAAGGGGAUGAUAGGUUUGGGUUUUCAGACCUCAGCCCGUCCGAUCGUGCUUUGGUUGAUCGGGACACCCUGUUGUUCCUCCGGUCUCUGCUGUUGACCUUUGUGGCCUCGUGUGCCAAAGAGAAGUUCUUCAACUGCUUGGAAAUGCCUGAGACUUCUACUGCUUGGGAAUGGCCCGAGUAUGAGAAUGUUUCUGUGUGUCUGGGGGGAUGGACCGCCAGCUUCGACCAGGGCACUCUUGGUCACCCCUGCUCUAAGGCCACUGCUGUGUAUACCAGCAGCUUUCAGCUGUAUGAGUCUCUUCACGAGCUGAAGCUUCCUCCAGAGGUGAUUGAAGCCCCGGCUUCUAACUUCUACGGCAAGGAGUGGGCUCCCGGGCUUGUUAGCCGGGUUCUGCGGGCCUGGGAUGACUACUGCUGUGUCAGCUUUGAGCGCUUGCAGGCUCACACCCGUGAGCGGGAAGGACUCCUUCUCAACUUGUGCCAAGAAGCCACUGUGGCUAAGAUGUCACCCGAGGUUUGGGAAAGGCACUGCCAAGCAGAUCAUUUGCCGUAUCGCAAUGAUUGCCCAAUUUGCAUUCAAGGAGCUUCCCGCGAUCGCUCCCACUUCACGAAGCAUCCGCAUCUGUUUGAGCUCUCCAGCGAUGUUGCGGGUCCGUACCACAAGGGCCGUGACUUUGGAGGAGCAUGCAGGUAUUUUGUGAUUUUCACAAUAAGGGUGCCGGUCAAAAGUGAUAAGAAGGAGUGGCGGGAUAAGUCUUCUGAAAUAGCUUUCCAAGAAAAGGUUGAUGAGGCUAAGGCCCAGGAUAAGGAGGAUCCCCAUGCAAGCUUGAUCUACCAGCCGGUGCAUGUUACCGGAGAGCCCUUAAGGGGGGAUGCUGAGCAGCCUUCUCGGGUUAAGGUGUACACAAAGCUUGGGGAUGACUUUCUUGAAGAGCCAAGCUCGGCCGUUGGGGUUUCUUCCACGCCGGGGGAGGAUGAUGACUCAGCUCUUCCUGUGAGCUUUGAGGUUAAAUCUCCUCACAAGCCUCCGCCGCUUCAGCCUGAGGGCAGUGACUCUGAUGAUGGUCAAGAGUUUGUGACUCUGGUGUGGGCUGAACCGCUGAAGACCCGCCAGUCCUUCAAUGUGCAGCUUGCAAUCAUGCGUGCUGUUGCCCGCCUCCGAGCGUUUGGCAUUCCGUGCUUUCGCUUCCAUAGCGACAGGGCUCGGGAAUACUUGAGUGAUUCGCUUGAAAGGUUUCUAGCCGAGCAGGGCAUUCACUCCACAAGGACAGCCCCUGAGGAUCAUCCCUCAAACGGCGCCGCUGAGGUCGCGAUUCGAGAAGUCAAGCGAGCGGCCCGCAGAGCUCUUCUUUCGGCGAAUCUGCCUUCGUGCCACUGGCCCACGGCAGUGAGACAUGCCGGAGAAGUGAUGUGGCGUAAGGGCCUUGUUCGUUUGGGUGGUGCGGCCAGGUCUUUGCUGGCUUACGGCACGCCUGUUGAGGCUCGCAAGCGCCUUCGCCACAGGGAUGUUUGGAUGUCCCGAACUCGGUCUGGAGUCCUGAUUGGCCCGGCUCCGCAGACCUUGUCUUCGUACCUUGUGCUGUUUGAGGAUGACACGGUGUGCAUUACGUCGGCGGUGUAUCCUGUUGAUUACCGGCCGCGCCCUCCGUCUGAGCCUGCUGAGCCUCCUCUUAGGCCGAAGCCCUUGUCGGGUUCCAGCACAGGUGCGUUUUUGCCGACGCCCCACUACCGUCACGGCUCCAAGGGCCCUUCUGUUCGGGUCACGUUGCAAGGCCCUUCUCUUCCUGCUGCGGGGGGGAUGAGUGCCAUAGCAGAUUUUUCGGAUUUUUACGGUUCGGGCGAAUUUUCCCGUCGGAGUUUUUCUGAGUCUGAGGAUUCCUUGAAAGCUGGUUCGGAUGGGCCGGUUGACUUCUUGUCAGAUUCGUCUGACUAUCCACAGACAGCUGGGAUGCCGGAAGUUCCCCAGCAGGAGUUCUCGACCUUGCAAGGUGUCUGUGAAGAUCCAGCUGCGUCUGAUGAGGUUUUUUCUUCUGAGGAUAGAAGGGAAUCCGGAGAGGACUCAUGUUCAGAGAGCCCGGGGGAGAUUGCAGAAACCCGUGAAGCGGAUAACGCUCCGGGAAUGCCGCCUACCAAUUUGGGCGAGGGUUCAAGAGGCCCGGGGGAGCCUUGUGAGCAUCGGGUUCUAAGGUUUGUGGGUCCGAACCCACAGCGUAUGCCUGCGGCCAAUCCAGCCCCUGGUGGCAGAAAUGUGCAAGGCAUCAACCACCGUGUGCUUCAGGUCUCCUUUGCCUACAUGUCUCCUGAGCAGUGGGCAGCGGUGUGUUAUCUUGAAGAGGAGGAAUUUGAACGUCAGAUGUCGGACCUUACCCGCUUCUUGGAUCCUGGUGAUCCUGUUGAUGGGGAUACCGAAAUCCCCUUCCUCCUUCUUCGGGGUACCUUGAGAAAUCACCGCUGGGAUCGCUAUCCCACCAUGGAAUAUCAAGAUGCCGAUGGCCGCCGGGCCCCCUUGUUUGAGGUUCUUCAGCACCAUGAUGAUGAUGGCUGGUAUGCUGAUGAUAGCGCAUUUGGGGAUAGGCUAGUUGCCUUCACCAUAAGGGAUUUUCGGACCUCUGAGAUUCGGGUUGUAGUUUUGCGACUCUUUGAACAGGAGCCACCCAGUCCCUUAGCUGUGCCUGGUCCCAUUGACCCGCCUCAUAUUCGGGCAUUCCGAGUGAAGGACGAGGCCUCCAGUGCCUCAGGGUCCUACAGCGCUUCAUCUAGCCAAGGCUAUCCGCCACCAAUGCUUGCUGAGACCUCGAGUGCUGCCGACCGUCCCGGCCAAGGCUACUUGUCACCCAUGCCUGCUGAAGCUCCUGCGGUCUCAGACCCGUCUGGUUCGGUGUCCAGCUUUUCUUCAGGAUCGCUGGAUGUGUCAGCAACGGGCCCGGUGUCUUCUAGUUCUGGGAACACCUCCACUGUGGAUACUUACUCCACCCUGCAAUCUAGCAUCGCUGAAUGGACCAUUGAUCCUCCCAGCAAUCCUUUAUGCCACAUGCUCCAGUCAGGUGCACCGCUGAGCCCUUAUAUCAUUCAGAUUGGGCUGCAGGGCUGUGUGGAAGUUCUUGAGAAUGAUGAUGAUCUUGAAAAAACGUUGCAUUAUGCAAUUCGGGGUUUCCAGUCCGAGCAACGAGGAGGCCGUAUGCUUCCCAACGCUCUUGAGCCUAAGGUUGGCUGGAUUGUGGUUGGAGCUAUGAUAGCCCGUUGGUUAGAGGAUAAUCCUGAAAGUGCGGGUGGCUAUGAUGUCCCUGAAAGGGUUAAAGCCAUCGCCUUAGGAACAGCCACUUCCACGGUGCCUGAAGCCCCCGCCCCGUCGAUGUAUGACUUUUGGUUGAAAAAACUUGAUCAUAAUGAUAGAGCGGAUGUGAAUGUCCCAACUCCGCGAUGGGACCGCCGGUAUGCAGUGCUGAGUGAUCGGGAAGCAGAACGACUCCAACGCGGUCGUCCAGUCGACGAACCAGCCAAUGGCUGGAAUGAACUCGAUCUGCAAAACUUUGGCUGUUUGGUUCACACCAUGCACAACCCCGAACAUGCCUUUAUGAUCGGACUGUUUGUUCUUCGGGGUCGAAAUUGGACCGCCAUGCCUGAGGUGCGUAUGAUUUGGGAUCACCGGCAUACCAAUGCUCCUGUGCCCUAUGUGUUUGGGUAUCAGCCCGGUGGCUUGAAUGAUCAGAACACUGAGUACGAGCUUGACCUCCUUGGUGUCGUAGAAACCGAAAGGGUCGUCGACUUUGAAGACGAACCCAAUCGUCGCGCCUACCUUUACCGGGCCAUCCGAUAUGGCCAACCUCCUCAGUGGUUUCUGAUCGAAAGUAACAUGAUAUGGCAAGAUCGGUUUCGCUCUUCUGAAGAGACCGGUCGCAACCCAGUUCCCAAUCCCCAAGGGCCUCCGCCCUUUGAGAACAGGAGAGAUCGUUCUCCGCGUCGGGACCCUGAUGCCGGGCCUGCCUUUCGUGUUGCUCGGCUCCUCUCUAGCUCUGGUGGUUCCCCGUCCGCAACAGAAGCGUUCUCUCCGUGUGAGACCUUCUGCAAGCAGGUGCUUCUUGAAGGAAACUCCGUUUCCACGGGUCAGCUUGCAAAUGCUAUCCGUUUGUACGUUCAAGAUAAGAAAGCGAUCAAUCGGAUCGCGAAGCGCCCUCUUGCCGGGAACCAGAAAGAUGAAGCUUCAGGAGCAACGCUCCCUCCUUGGUUCUGGUCUUCCGGGGCUUGGGUUUUCAGUGCUAAGGUUGGAAUCACCAAUACGGUGCAUGAGUGCCCGUGGCUCACUCGCCUUCUUGCUGUGAGCCUCUUCCACCGCACUGGGCAUUGCUUUGCCUCCGUUGGCUUUGUCGUCAACAUUGAGUCAGAGAUUCAUCGGGACUCUCACAAUUCCCUUGAGUCAAUGAAUGUGGUUUGGAAUGUCGGGCAAGGCUCAGGUUCUCUUGAGGUCCGGGGCCAUGAGAUGCCUCUUCCGCCAAAUGCCUGGCUUAGUUUCCCCCCGCGUGAUCUCCAUAAGUCUGGAAGUUGGGAAGGAGAUAAAAUCCUGGUUUUGGGCUACACCCCUAGAUCUCUUGAAAAGUUAACUUCUUCGGAUCUUCUAAGCUUGAGAUGGGUGAAUAUGCCAAUCCAGGACCUUGAGCCUCUGUCGUCGUCUUCCGUCAUCGGAGAACCCUCUCCUGGAGACGGUGUGUCGAAGUUGCUUCCAGAUGAGUAUGACUCAGGUGAAGAGGAAGCAGACCUCCCGGCAGAGGAAUCUUGGAGUCAGGUGACUCAGGGAUAUGAGCAAAUGCACCAAGCAGUGACGCAUUUCUUGAAGUCACUGCAACGAUCUGUUGUGGGCGCUUCUUCCGAAGGCCCAGUUGACCCUAUCACCUUGCAGGCGAUGCGCGAAGCUUCCUCCCUUCGAAAUGAGUUGGGCUGGCAUCUAGAACUUGCGCGCCUGUAUGGCUGCGAAGAGCCUGUCAGUUCCUCCUCGUGGAGGGUGUGUGCCGCUGCCCCUGCAGCAGAACAUCUUGAGUCUCAGCCCUUGCUGCAUACCCGCAUCGUCUCGAAUGAGGAAGUCCGUGAGAAACUGCAUGAAUGGCGGGAUGCCAUGAAAGCAGAGUGCGAUUCCUUGAUUUCGAAGGGUGCUGUUGAGCUUGUGGCAGAUAGUCAAGUUGAAAAAUGGAUUUUAGAUGGUGAAGAUGUAGAGAUCCUCCCCGGCCGGGGUGUUGCCACUGAAAAGCCCCCUGUAGCUCCCGGAUCCACUAAGAGAAAUAAGUAUAGAGCUGUAAUUUGCGGCAAUUUUCAAAAGUGGUCCGAGGAAAGGGCGGCAGAGUCCUUCUAUGCCGGAGGAGCGGAUUCUCUUUCGAUCCGCACUGCCUUGAGAUGGGCGGGCAUGAGGAAGCACGGUGGUUCAGGAACUGAUGUCAAGACUGCCUUCCUCAACGCUCCUCUUGAUGAGCAGGAGGCAGAGUAUCUGAUCUGCAAUCCACCUAAGGUGCUGUAUGCCGCGGGAGUUAUCCCGAGGGGCUACAAGUGGAGAGUCCACGGUGCUCUUUAUGGACUCCAGACCUCCCCUCGUGCUUGGUCCCGCCUCCGGGACAAAACCUGCAGAGUCCUGACCUGGACCGUUGAUGGCGAGAACCGCCACUUGCAACAGUGCGUUGCGGACCCCAACAUUUGGCUCGUCAAGUCCCCUUGCGGUGAGACUGUUGCCUUGAUGUGUUGGUAUGUCGAUGACCUCCUAGUGUUGGGACCCUGGUCGGAGCGAUCUGCUCUUCUUGAAAAAAUCAAGGCCACAUGGGAGUGCAGCGCAUUUACGCAUACUGAAGAUGGCCCAGUUGAAUAUUGCGGUCUUGAGAUUUCGGAGUCUGCUGAUGGUCUCUUGAUUGGGCAGACCAAGUACAUCAAGGAACUCUUGAAGAGGCACAACGUGCAGGGGAGUGCCAAGUCUCCAUGUGCCGCGUGGUCAGCCAACUUCGAUGAUGGCGAAAGCCGUGAUGACCCGGUUGAUCCGGAAGCGGUUAAGGCCGCUCAAAGCAUAACUGGUGAGCUACUGUGGCUCUCAGUUCGAGCGCGCCCCGAGCUGUCUUUUCCAGUCAGCCGCAUGGCACAGUUGACCACCAGGAGGCCAAAGGAUGCGCUAAGCAUUGGGCAGGGAGUGUUGCGUUUCUUGAAUUCUUCACCCUCCCAGUGCAUUGUGUAUGGCCCUCCUCCUGGAGACUGUGGGGCCUCUCAACAGUAUCCGAGGCCCGUCGUUGAAACGACGUUGCAUGCUUUUGCAGACGCCUCUUUUGGGCCAAGUUCAGGCAGAUCCCACCAGGGUCUGCUAGUGUGCUGGGCUGGAGCUCCGCUCCACUGGGAAUCUGGCCGCCAGACGCUGACUGCUCUGUCAACCGCUGAGAGCGAGCUGAUCAGCUACGUCUGUGUUGUGCAAGCAGCUGAAGCUGUUGAGGCCUUGAUUGGGGAGAUCUUUCCAGAGACUACGCUCCUCUUCCUCCUGUUCUUCCAGCUGCUCCUGCAGCUACCUACCGUCACCCAAUUGACCUGGUGA
Messenger RNA from Symbiodinium sp. CCMP2592, 10086 nucleotides. The record is from the annotation of a GenBank genome assembly. Lineage: Eukaryota; Dinophyceae; Suessiales; Symbiodiniaceae.